Sparassis crispa is the source of this 705-nucleotide messenger RNA. RefSeq names its product Meiotic coiled-coil protein. Gene Ontology annotation, biological process: reciprocal meiotic recombination. NCBI's taxonomy places the organism in Eukaryota, Fungi, Basidiomycota, Agaricomycetes, Polyporales, Sparassidaceae. The transcript is spliced from 7 exons. Bases 1 to 705 code for a protein of 234 amino acids. The record is from RefSeq and is a predicted model, not a curated record. Gene Ontology annotation, molecular function: double-stranded DNA binding.
AUGGCUCCUCGUGGACUCUCCGCCGAAGAAAAGCGCGUCAAAUUGCUCGAGAUCUUCCAUGAGACCGUGAAUACUAUUGGUUACCAACUAAAAGAAUUAGAGAAGCUGGGACCAAAGAUGAAGGGAAUCGUAUCACAGUCGGUCAAGGAAGUGUUGCAAGGCCUCGUCGAUGACGGCCUCGUGCAAGCAGAGAAGAUUGGCUCAUCAAACUUCUUUUGGAGCUUUCCGUCUCAGAGAGGAGCCAUGAUGCAAAACCGUUUGAAUACCGUCAAGGAGAGUCAAGCUGCGCAACGUGCCCAACUCGCUGAAAUACGCGCAGCGAUUGAGGCUGAGAAGGCUGCAAGGCCUGACAGUGUCCGUCUCUUCUCAUUAUUCUCUGAUGUAGCCGAGCGCAACGCAGCACUGACGAAGCUCGCCGUAGCUAAUAACGAGCUUGCAGCUCUGGAGAGUGAACUCGCAGCAUAUGGGGCAUGCGAUCCCGCGAAGGUAGAAGAAAAGAAGCGAGCGGUGACGCUUGCGAAGGAAGCCGCAGUGCGCUGGACCGGUGAGAGGCGCUUUGGUGCACGUAAUCGUGCGAUGCUGACGUGCUUUAACGGAGACAACUACAUUCUGCUCCUCUCGUACUUCACGCGUCAAAGCUGCGUGGAACCUGCUGAAAUCAAGAAAUAUCUCGGCGUGGACGAUGAAUACGAGGAUAUCUGCUAG